Messenger RNA from Plasmodium inui San Antonio 1, 255 nucleotides. RefSeq lists its product as hypothetical. The record is from RefSeq and is a predicted model, not a curated record. The transcript has a single exon. The annotation marks the transcript as partial. Lineage: Eukaryota; Apicomplexa; Aconoidasida; Haemosporida; Plasmodiidae.
GUGACCAAACUGAUAAAGGAUCUGGGCACGUUCUGCACACGGGGCCUAGAGAAUCAAUUUUCGCACGAAGAAAAAAGCAUGUACCCAAAUUUGAUAAAGUACAAAAUGAUUCGAACCUGUGCUCAGAACAAAAACUGCUUCACCAUUUACGUAAGCCCCAACUCGCUCAUUGUGUGCAUUUACAACUUAUUCGAGUACUCCCAGGUGCUGGACACUUCCAUAUCGAAUUUUUUGAGUAAGUACUACAUUGUCUAG